Molecule: messenger RNA, 3154 nt
Organism: Pistacia vera
Lineage: Eukaryota; Viridiplantae; Streptophyta; Magnoliopsida; Sapindales; Anacardiaceae
Product: subtilisin-like protease SBT1.7
Exons: 1
Coding region: 541-2844 (767 amino acids)
Biological process (GO): proteolysis
Molecular function (GO): serine-type endopeptidase activity
Source: RefSeq, a predicted model, not a curated record
GUAAAUAGGGGGCACAUCUAGCUAGUGUUAGUGGAUUAUAAUUGGAGUUGUUUCCUUUUCUUUCUUUUUUUCUGCAAAAGGAUAAAGAUAAAGGUAAUAGCAGUAAUCUACUCAGUUGUAACGGAAAGAAGGAAUGGAGAAUCUCGAGAGAGAGAAGCAGUGAUCGAUGUGAGUCAGGUAGAUAAAACACAAAAGCCGGAACACACGUGACGAAAGCUAUUGCAUUUCUUUAAAUUUUUCUCUCUUCUAAUUAAUCUAAGCUGUAUCCUCACACACACACACACCCUCCUUUUUUCUCUUUCUCACCUUUCUGUCUUAACGCAAUCAUUCAAAGAAGAAGACAACCAACAGCCGUCUCUCUCUCUUCCUUUCGGUAUGUGCUGAUUUCCAUGAGUUCAACAGUUCACACGCAUAGAUUCUUCAUUUAGCUGUUGAAGUUUUCUAUAUCUAUUUAUAACUCAAGGGUGUUGCCCAAGCUUCUUCUGCUAUUAUACUAUCUGGUCUCUCUCCAUUUCGUGAGAGAGUGAAUUCUGAAGCAAGAUGACGACGUUUAAAUCUCUUGUUACUCUUCUUGUUCUUCUGGUUUUCUGCCACGUGUCCCUGGCGGCUCUGGAGAACAACCAGAACCAGAACAAGAACAAGAGAACAACUUACAUAGUACACAUGGCGAAAUCGCAGAUGCCGGCAAGCUUCCAGCACCAUGCUCAUUGGUAUGACUCAUCACUCAAAUCCGUUUCGGGCUCAGCUGAAAUGCUCUACACUUACGACAAUGCAAUCCAUGGAUUUUCUACCCGCUUAACACCUGAGGAAGCUCGUUCACUCGAGACCCAACCCGGGAUCCUCUCUGUUUUGCCCGAGUUGAAGUACGAGUUACAUACAACUCGUACUCCCCAGUUUCUCGGACUGGAUAAAAGUGCUGAUACGUUCCUGGAGUCAGCCUCAGGGAGUGAUGUCAUAGUCGGAGUUUUAGAUACCGGAGUUUGGCCUGAAAGCAAGAGUUUUGUUGAUACCGGACUCGGUCCUGUACCGAGUAACUGGAAAGGCGCCUGUGAAGCUGGUACAAAUUUCAGUUUAUCUAUUUGUAAUGGAAAAUUAAUUGGUGCAAGAUACUUUUCAAAAGGAUAUGAAGCUACAUUAGGUCCGAUUGAUGAAAGCAAAGAGUCAAAAUCUCCACGUGAUGAUGAUGGCCACGGCACUCACACUGCCAGCACGGCAGCUGGAUCCGUUGUUGAAGGAGCGAGCUUGUUUGGCUACGCUGCUGGAACUGCGCGUGGGAUGGCUCCUCGCGCCAGAGUUGCUGUGUACAAGGUGUGUUGGGUUGGUGGUUGUUUUAGCUCUGAUAUUUUGGCAGCUAUGGAUAAGGCCAUUGAAGAUAAUGUCAAUGUUCUUUCAAUGUCUCUUGGCGGUAGCAUGUCUGAUUACUAUAGAGACAGUGUUGCAAUUGGUGCUUUUGCAGCAAUGGAGAAAGGGAUUUUAGUCUCUUGUUCAGCUGGAAAUGCCGGUCCGAGCUCGUUCAGUUUAUCAAACGUGGCUCCAUGGAUCACUACAGUUGGUGCAGGCACACUGGAUCGAGACUUUCCAGCUUUUGUUAGUCUUAGCAAUGGCCAAAACUACUCUGGUGUGUCACUUUUUAAAGGCAAUCCUUUACCAGGAAAAUUAUUGCCUUUUGUUUAUGCCGGUAAUGCUACUAAUGCAACAAAUGGGAAUUUGUGUAUGAUGGGUACUUUGAUUCCUGAGAAAGUUUCAGGAAAGGUUGUGUUGUGUGAUAGAGGAGUAAAUCCUAGAGUUCAAAAAGGAGCUGUGGUUAAAGAAGCCGGUGGUUUGGGGAUGGUUUUGGCUAACACUGAAGCUAAUGGUGAAGAGUUAGUAGCUGAUGCCCAUUUGUUACCAGCCACUGCUGUGGGUCAAACAUAUGGGGAUGCUAUUAAGAAAUAUUUGUUUUCAGAUCCUAACCCAACUGUGACAGUUUUAUUUGAAGGAACCAAAGUGGGCAUUGAACCAUCACCGGUGGUUGCAGCAUUCAGUUCAAGAGGACCUAACACCAUCACGCCGGAGAUACUAAAGCCAGACAUGAUUGCACCUGGUGUCAACAUCUUAGCCGGAUGGUCAGGAUCAGUAGGACCAACUGGGUUGGCAACGGAUACUAGGCGAGUGGGAUUCAACAUUAUAUCAGGAACAUCGAUGUCUUGCCCACAUGUUAGUGGGCUGGCUGCGAUUCUCAAAGCGGCCCACCCAGACUGGAGCCCUGCAGCUAUUAAAUCUGCUCUCAUGACCACCGCGUAUGUUGCAUACAAAAAUGGUCAAAAGUUGCAAGAUGUUGCUACAGGAAAAGCAUCCACACCUUUUGAACAUGGUGCUGGACAUGUUGAGCCUGUAUCAGCCCUUAAUCCGGGAUUGGUAUAUGAUUUAACGGUUGAUGAUUAUCUAGGCUUCCUCUGUGCCUUAAAUUACACAGAGUCAGAGAUAAACAGUGUUGCAAGAAGAAAUUUCACAUGUGAUGCUAGUAAGAAAUACAGUCUCACUAAUCUCAACUACCCUUCUUUUGCCGUCAAUAUUGACACGAACCAGAUGGGCAGUGGCUCCACCGUUUUCAAGCACACGCGCACUCUGACCAACGUUGGCUCACCGGGGACUUACAAGGUGUCUAUUUCAUCACAAAGCCCUGCAGUAAAGAUAUCUGUGGAGCCAGCGGUGUUGAGUUUCACACAAAUGAAUGAGAAGAAACUGUAUACAGCUACCUUCACUGUUAGCUCAAUGCCUACCGGCACGAAUAGCUUUGGUCGAAUUGAAUGGUCUGAUGGGAAGCACAUUGUUGGUAGUCCUGUUGCGUUUAGCUGGAAUUAAUCAGUGGGGAACAAUAAAGGGGAGUUGGGGGAGGGAAGUUUUAGCUGUUGUUCACUCUGCCACAAUUAAGGGGAGUGAAAUUGCUUGCUUUUAGCUUUUAAUUAUUGUAUUUCUUAUUAUCCAGCAGAAACUGAUUGCUGGGUCUAGUAUUUGAUGUCACGGUGUUCUCUGAGGGAGAAAACAAGGCAAACCAAGAAUUGGGUGAUUGUUUUCUUUCACAGUGUAUAGUGGUAAUAUUAACGGUAUGUAUGCAUGCUACUGCUUUGUUGAAGAUCAAAUUUCACAUAUAUGGUGAAUUUAUGUUACUUUC